UGGCAGUUAAAUCAGCCAACCGGCGGCUCGGGACCCGUGACGUCAGCACAUCCGCCACAGGCGGGAUUUCCGCAGUGGUAGGUCGCUAAUAACAUGGCGAAGACUUACGAUUACCUGUUUAAACUUCUUCUAAUCGGCGACUCGGGCGUCGGGAAGACCUGCGUGCUUUUCAGAUUCGCUGACGACGCCUUUAACUCAACGUUUAUUUCAACUAUAGGCAUAGACUUUAAAAUCAGAACAAUAGAUUUAGACGGAAAGAAGAUCAAACUACAGAUAUGGGACACGGCGGGACAAGAACGCUUCAGGACCAUCACAACAGCCUACUACAGAGGAGCCAUGGGUAUCAUGUUAGUGUACGACAUAACAAACGAGAAGUCCUUCGACAAUAUAAAAAACUGGAUACGGAAUAUAGAAGAGCACGCCUCAGCGGACGUGGAGAGGAUGGUCCUGGGGAACAAAUGUGACGUCAACGACAAGAGACAAGUGUCCAAAGAACGAGGAGAGAAGCUGGCGCUGGAGUACGGCCUCAAGUUCAUGGAGACGAGUGCAAAGUCGAACAUCAACGUGGAGAAUGCGUUCAUGGCGCUCGCAAGAGACAUCAAAGCAAAGAUGGACAAGAAGCUGGAGGGAAACAACCCUCAGGGCAGCAACCAGGGGGUGAAGAUCACAGAACAGCCCAAGAAGACCAGUCUCUUCCGCUGCGUCCUCCUGUGAGCGGACAGCGGCGCCUGCAUCCACCGUCGCCUUAACCGCGUCCCCCACUGGACAGAACUGGACAGAGCACACUCUGAUUUCUCUCUGACUUCUUCUCUCGUCUUCCUUUUUUUUGUCCUGUGAUGAUUUAGGAAAAAGCAGUGUUUCCCCUCUGGGUUUUAUGGCUCGUCCUUCAGCACCUGUGGAUCUACCUGCUGAGGGUUCUGCUCCAGACCCUCAACUUGAAUCUUUUUAUUCAUUUUUUUAACCGUGGCCUCCUGGUGAGAAGCUGAGAACGAUCAAACUUUUUCUACCUUUCCAAAUGUUUUCUUCUUAUAUUUAUGCCUCUCCUGGAACCAUCUACAAUCUUAUCUACAAUCUUCCACCUCGUUUGCACUGACAGUUUUUUCCACUUGAAAACCAUCAUAUGAAAAAGCGAUUUCCACCGUUUACGUCUGUCCUGGUGCUGAAACAUUCCUGUUUGUAAUUCCACUUCCUGGUUUCUCUCCAAGUGUUCAUGUCUCUGCAGAACUGUGACAGACUGAAAGGUUUCCUUUACAUGGAUCCUAAAGUAAAUCAGGAAUGAAGAGGAGCGUUUGAGACCGUUGGGUUUCGGAGGAUGAAGGAGAACCUGUUAUCUUCUGUUUAGGAUGGAGCUGUGCUCUGCAGCACCAACAUGUCAAAGUGCCCUUUAUGUUCUUGUUGAUGAUGCACUUUUCUGUCAUUUAUUGAAAAAAAAAAGAUUUAUUGAAAGAAGACUGAUGGACCUCCAGAAAAUAUCUGAGCGCUGAGACUUCUGGUUUUGCUUAACAUAUUAAAAAAAAAUCACAGAAAUUUUUUUUUAAUUUCAAAUAUUCCCCCUCGCAGAAAGAAACUGAUUGAUUUUACAAAGAUUCCAGUCGCCUCUUUCCAGAUAUUUUCUACAGUUUUGAUGCACUGCAGCAGAUUUUUGUUUUGAACUAUGCAUUCUGGGUAAAAAGGCUUUGCACAUGUGACCAAACGAGUGACUUUGAGCUGAAAGAAGGAGAGACCUAAACGUCUGUUGGGGAGCCAAUCAUCUCUCAGGUUGAAGAGGAGAAUCUUAAAUUAUUUCUUAGUGUUUAAAUCUUCCAAAUUUGGUGAAAAUGUCAUCAGUUACCCAUCUUUUCCCUCUUCACUCGCAGCUUUUGCAUCUUUUCAGCCAAACCCUUUUAUAAAUGUUUAUCAAGGCAGUGGACUUCAGAUGGACGAAAUGCUUCAAUUGUAAAUAAGAUCUACAAAUAUUGUACUGUAACCUCUGAAAUCUUUACAUCUACACUUUUUGUAGAUAUGUAUGAGUUCGAAGAUUUAUUAAAAAUUCUUAACGAUUG
Messenger RNA from Oryzias melastigma (Indian medaka), 2042 nucleotides. Its product is annotated as ras-related protein Rab-8A. The record is from RefSeq and is a predicted model, not a curated record. Lineage: Eukaryota; Metazoa; Chordata; Actinopteri; Beloniformes; Adrianichthyidae. Gene Ontology annotation, cellular component: trans-Golgi network transport vesicle; endosome; dendritic spine. Gene Ontology annotation, molecular function: GTPase activity; GTP binding. The transcript has 8 exons. Gene Ontology annotation, biological process: protein localization to plasma membrane; regulation of exocytosis; neurotransmitter receptor transport to postsynaptic membrane. The coding region runs from base 94 to 714 and encodes 206 amino acids.